Entamoeba invadens IP1 is the source of this 975-nucleotide messenger RNA. RefSeq lists its product as hypothetical. Gene Ontology annotation, molecular function: protein tyrosine phosphatase activity. NCBI's taxonomy places the organism in Eukaryota, Evosea, Mastigamoebida, Endamoebidae. Gene Ontology annotation, biological process: dephosphorylation. The transcript has a single exon. The record is from RefSeq and is a predicted model, not a curated record. The coding region runs from base 1 to 975 and encodes 324 amino acids.
AUGAUUAUUGCAGUUGGUCGUACUGUUCUCUUUUUUAUACAUUUGAUUAACUUUGUGAUUGUGACAAGCGUUUUGUUUUCGACUGAUGAAUUUACAAAAUUCCCGUCUUGGAGUGUCGGGGUGUUUACUGUCCAGCUUUAUUCUGUUGUAGAAUCGUUACUUCAAAUUUUCCUUUCAAUAAAAUUAUUUAACCAUUUAACAAGAAAAUUGUUAACUCUUUUAACUCUGAUUGGAUUACUCAACGUUCCGCUCCUCGUAAUUUCACUUUUCUCAAUGUCUCAAUUUCCGCCAUUUCCCACGAAUCGGCGUGUGACAAUAUUUUUCUUUGCAACAAUGACAAAUCUCAUUCUUAUGAUCGAAGCUUCCAUUUCCAUUUUUUACUUUUUUUAUGUAAUCAUCUGUUUUAUCAUUUUUGCGAAUAAGACGUACCGUUCUGCCCCUAUAGACCUAUCAGAUUCUCCAUUUCCAUUUUCAAGUCUUCCCAAGGAAGAUACAAUAAACGGGGAAAUAUUGUUUUCUAUUGCGCCAGGCUCGACAAACCAUUUUAGGAGGCGUUCUGUCUUUAAUGAUGUUAAACAACUUAAAGAUAUGGGGGUCAAUGAGAUUGUAUCUUGUUUGACAACACGAGAUUAUGAGAGGCUCGGAAUGAACACAUAUGAGGGGCUUCUCUUUGAAAACAAUAUCAAAUUGGUCAAGUGCCCGAUCGUUGACUUUUGGAUUCCAGAGAGUGUUUCACUCUACGACAAAAAGGCUUUUGAAGUCUCACAAGACGUUUUGAAUGGAAACAAGGUGUUGAUCCAUUGUAACAGCGGAAAGGGGAGGACUGGUCUUUUUGCAGGGGCUGUUUAUUCCAAAAUUCACCCAAACAAGUCGGGAAAGUGGUAUAUUAAAUAUAUUAAAAGUCACUUAAAAGGCGCGUUUGAUACUUUACUUCAAAGACUGUACUUCAAAAUGUACAUUGCACACUUGAAUUGA